Kickxella alabastrina is the source of this 1203-nucleotide messenger RNA. RefSeq lists its product as uncharacterized. Gene Ontology annotation, molecular function: dipeptidase activity. The record is from RefSeq and is a predicted model, not a curated record. NCBI's taxonomy places the organism in Eukaryota, Fungi, Kickxellomycota, Kickxellomycetes, Kickxellales, Kickxellaceae. The transcript has a single exon. The coding region runs from base 1 to 1203 and encodes 400 amino acids.
AUGCUCGUGUCUGUCGACCAGAUUAUAGCCGAUACCAUCGGCAAGGCCAGCACCGAUCUGCGCGCGCUCUCCCUGGCCAUCCACGAUCACCCGGAGACGGCGCUCAAGGAGGCAAAGGCAAGUAAAGCCAUCUGCGACUAUCUCGCUCAACGCGGAUUCCAAAUCACUCGGCAAGCAGGCAGUCUCCCCACCGCAUUUGUCUCCACCUAUACGUCGCCCAAAGGCGCGCAUAGCGGGCUGUGCAUUGGGUUCUGCGCCGAGCUCGAUGCGCUUCCAGGGAUCGGCCACGGCUGCGGGCACAAUCUCAUUGCAAUCUCGGGCGUCGCCAUGUUCCUGGCACUGGCCGCGGUCAUGGAGGCCUGCGGGCUCCCGGGCACGGUCAAACUGUACGGGACGCCGGCAGAGGAAUCCAUCGGCGGGAAAAUAAUCAUGCUGAAGGAGGGUCUUUUUCAGGGCUGCGACCUGCUGAUGAUGCUGCAUCCGGCCUCUGGAUACACUGGCCAAUGGCAUUCGCAGUGCUGCGUCUCGGUCACUGUUGAGUAUUUCGGCAAGGCGUCGCAUGCGGCGAUGGCGCCCUGGGACGGCAUUAAUGCGGGGUCGGCGGCCACCAUUGCACUGCAGAGUAUGGGUGUUUUGCGCGAGCAAUUGCGCCCGGACUGGCGCACGCACGGGAUUAUUACGCACGGAGGCCAGGCUGCAAACGUUAUUCCGGCGUACUCUCGCAUCGAGUAUACGUACCGCACGGGGUGGGAGGAGGACAUUGAGGUGUUGCGCGAGCGCGUACACAACGUGUUUGCCUCGGCGGCGCUAGCCACCGGGUGCACGCAUAAGAUCACAGAGGAGUUUGCGUAUUUGGACAACCUGGACAAUCCUGUGCUUGGCCGCUUGUACGAGGAUCUGAUGCAGGAGGAGUAUCGUGUGCCGCCGGUUAAGGGUGAUGAGCUUGGGGGGUCGACUGAUUUUGGCAAUUUGUCCAAGGAGUUUAUCAGCCUACACGGGAUGUUUGACUUGGAUGGGAGCGGUGUACCGAACCAUACUUUGGAGUUUGCAGCGCGCGCGAGGUCGGAGAUUGCCCAUGAGAGGGUGCUGUUUGCUGCGAAGAGCUGCGCCAAGGUGGCUGCCAAGUGCCUGGUUGACGCUGAGUUUUGGUCAAAAGUCAAAAAGGCCAAACGGGCGACUAGAAGCCAAAUGAAUCAUAAUUAG